Molecule: messenger RNA, 10185 nt
Organism: Cuculus canorus (common cuckoo)
Lineage: Eukaryota; Metazoa; Chordata; Aves; Cuculiformes; Cuculidae
Gene: ZCCHC17
Product: zinc finger CCHC-type containing 17
Exons: 7
Coding region: 454-1011 (185 amino acids)
Biological process (GO): RNA stabilization
Molecular function (GO): zinc ion binding; RNA binding
Source: RefSeq, a predicted model, not a curated record
GCAACAUGGCGGCAGCCGGCGGCGGCGAGUGAUGGCGGGGGCUGAGGGGACGGGCCGGGGUUGCUCUUAGCGAGCUCCGAAGGGCUGCAGCAGCUGAGGGGAACGAGACGCUGCAGCAGCUGAGAGGGGAGUCCCAGCAGCAAGAAGGGAGUGCUCAGAGCUUCAGGGUUCGCAGCAGCUCAGGGGCUGCAGCAGCAAGAGGGGAACACUCAGAGGUCUGGGGAUCCCGGCAGCUCGAGGGGGUCUCAGCAGCAAGAGGGGAUCGCUCAGAGGUUUGGGGGUCCCAGCAGCAAGAGGGGAGUCCUCAGAGGGUUGGGAGUCCCAGCACCUCGAGGAGGCGCCAGCAGCAAGAAGGGAGAGCUCAGGGGUUUGGGGCCCCAGCAGCCCAGGGGAUUGCAGCUCAGCGGCUGCCGCAGCCCAGCGCCCCUCGCCCAGAGUACAUCGCCUGCCAGGAUGGAGGCGCUGCCCGAGCUCUACGCCAUCUUCCAGGGCGAGGUCGCUGCAGUGACAGAAUACGGGGCAUUUAUAAAAAUCCCAGGCUGCAGGAAACAAGGCCUCGUGCACAGGACUCAUAUGUCCUCCUGCCGCGUGGAUAAACCCUCGGAGAUCGUCGAUGUUGGAGACAAAGUCUGGGUGAAGCUUAUUGGGAAAGAGAUGAAAGAUGAUAAACUGAAACUCUCCCUCUCCAUGAAGGUGGUUAACCAAGGCACAGGAAAAGACCUCGAUCCAAACAAUGUUUCCCUUGAUCAGGAUGAGAGGAAGAAGCGCACGUUCAGAGACUACACGAGUCAGAAGAUCACGCUUGAAGCCGUCUUGAACACUGUGUGCAAGAAAUGUGGUUGCAAAGGUCAUUUUGCCAAGGAGUGUUUUGUGCAGCCUGGAGGUACCAAAUAUAGCCUCAUUCCAGAGGAGGAGGAAGAGGAGGUGGCAGCAGCAAGAUGUGAAAGAGAGAAAAAGGGCAGCCUGGCUGAGGAGUCUUCAAAAAAAAGGAAAAAGGUUUCUUUCAGCUGAACUCCCUGCCCUGCUGCCUGGCUGCAGCGGGUGUCCUGACCCAGCCAGUGCAAUGUGAACCAGCCUUAUCUGCACAGGGGGAAAUCGGCAGUUGUGUUUGCACAGGGAGCGUACUCCAUUUCCAGGCUCUGGAGGCAAUUUUCGUUGAUGUGAAAAUGUCAAGAGAUAAGAGACCUUUUAUGUCCAGUGUUUGCAUCCUGGUUUCAGCGCGUGCUGGUAUAAAACGUAGGGGAGACCUGAAAUCCAAACCAGGAGCCUUUGAUGGUCAGUCUGUUUAUACAGCAGUGAGUAUUCCAGUUUGAGACUUCACUAAACAAACUGUUUCAUCAGCCCCUUCACAACUCGAGUCUAACUUUUAAUUAUACUUCCAAAGGUCUUAUUCCUCCAUCCCCCUGUUUUUAAUUUCUCUUUCCGGCCCUGUGGCCUAUCUGUACCCCUGGAGAGAGGGACAAGGGGCAGGAAAGCAGUGGAUUUCCUUUUUACCGGAGAGGGACAAGGACGAUGUUAGUGAUUGCAUGGUGAGAACUAACUUCUGAGGGCUUAAAUUUCCCAGGCUCUCUGGAAUUAAACCAUUUCUAGUGCAAGGCAGAGAGGCUGCAGGUGCUGGAAACAGGGAAUUGAGGAGUCUGUUUUGAUUGACGAGUCCAAAGUGACAGAGGCUGGUGGCUGAAGUCCUGCUUCCAGUCAUGUUUUUCACCAGUUUCUGGCACUUGGUUGUGCUCUUAUUGGAGUGAGGAGUAGUUAACGGGCUCUUGGUGGGGUUAUAGGUGCAGCUUGGCAGAAGUAAAGUGUAUUGUGACUUUCCUUGUUUCAACAGUGCACUUUUGCAUGCCUGUUUCUGCCUUACAGGGGGUACAGAGCAAAGUUAGCAUUAAUUUGAAGCCUAAUUUGCCGUUCCUGUUGGCUCAAUAGUGCUCUGGAUAGCUGAGCUGAUCCAGUAGUAGAUCCUGUUGCCUGAUUCCGUCCUGAGAUGUGCUUUGCUUCCUCACUAUGUAGGCUCUUAUUCAAGAAUGUCUUGGACUUGUCUGCAGCGUGUCACUGUGCUAUGAUAGAAAAUACACAUACUCCUCUAUUCUGACUUUGGAAGCACGUGAUUGAAUGGAGUCAUCUCUCAAAUUCCAUGCUCGCAGUGAUUCUGACCUUUCUGGAUGCCAGAGAAUGGGCUUCUCUCCUGCUACAGAGCAGUGUGAGAGCAGGGCAUCAGUAACGCCUCAGCAGGGCUGGUUUCUCCUGCUUUGGCUUCUCUUCCCUUCAGCAGGGAUGAGGGUUUGUCUGGUAAAAGCUCAUGUAACUUAAGUGCUUUAGGGAAAAUUAAACAGUGAGGUGCACAAAUAGCUUGCUAUCGUAUCAGUGCCCCUCUACCAAGCUGGGGAUUCCCUGUGGAGUCUUGCCCUGGUGAGCCCACAGGAUAUGUGGGUCGCUGCCCUGAAUUUGUUACUAAUAUAGGGGGGUCUGUAGAUUAACAACCUUCCUUUAAAUCUUGCUUGAGGCUUUGAUCCUCCUCCCUUUUCAAGGAGGAGAUCAAAAGUUUUCAGAUGUCUUCCGGUGCUGGAAAAUAGAACUUUGAGCUUUUUGGCGGCAGGAUGUGGGAUCCUCGAUAUGAAUAGCUCCCUUGUUGUCUUGAGCGCCUGCUGUGAUCGUGUCUGGGAGCCACCAUGUGCUUCCCUGCUCGCCCGGAGCCCCAGGGGGAUUGACACAAAUAGCUCCAUCUCCCCCCUAACUUGCCUUGCUGACCCCAUCCCAUGCUUGGAGCAUAAAUGUAGAACUUGUAUUUUCAAAUGAGUAAGCAGGGAGCUGCUGCCUUCCAAGCAUCCAUUUAGUGUCAUUGCAGUAGUAUUACUAUUUUUGGUUGUUUAUGGUCAACAUUUUCUGUUUCCUUAAUCAGAUGCUUCCUUGCAGUUUCUGGGUACUCUUUCCUCUCUGCAGAGAUUCCUCUCCUCACAGAGAUAUCUGGGGUCCUCCCCCUUUUUUUUUUUUUCUCAGCUUUCUUUCCCAAUGAAUCCUUUGUUCUUCACUUUUCUCCUGCCUAAGCUUUUACAAGAGUAAGAGAUUACUGAAGGCUUCAGGUCUCUGCACUGGCCCAGGCUUCUGGUGGGACCGAGGGCACAAGGCUUCCUAGUGACAGCUCACCCUUUUCUGCAUGAGAGCUCUGUCCUGACUCCUGUAAUCCCUGAGAAAAUAAAUGAUGUAAGGGAGAAGCUGAGAUGCCGCUGUUGCAGAGCUGUGCGGAAGUAGUGGAGCUCAUCCGAGGAGGCGCUGGCAGCUGCGCAGGCACCUGACUGAGUCCCUUUCACUUUUGUUCUUCGGGUCGAGAGGUGACAGAGCUCCUAUGGGAACGUGCUGGCGUACCCGUGCUGAGCCUGUGGGGGAGGGAGGCGUGCUGGGAAAAGACGAACCCUUCUGAUUCUUCUUUCCGCAGCGUCUUUCAAGGAAAGAUCUGCAGUUUUGGCAGCAGGAGGAACCCCUUUAAUUUAAACUUGAUAGAAGCGUCCCAUCUUCUGCUCAGAUAUGUGGAUUAACUUGUCCCCGAGGUAGCUUUGCAAUGGUCACUGGAAUUGCAUGGUAAAUGUGACCCAUGAUGGGUUUUUGGCAGAUUUUGCUGCUUUUUCUCCCACCGUGUAAAAGAUUUCCAGGCCAUCUGCUUGCAGAUGUUGUCUCUUCAUGUAUAAACCACACCUUAAUUGUUCAGUGACUUGUACAUCUUUGAGUCUUAGUGCUCCCUCGCUUGUAGCUGGUACUUGUUUUACUGGUUCUUAAAUGGCAUCAGCUUAGGGCACAGCUCUUCGCACUGGGCUGUUCUCUUCUUGUCCUUAGCUGUACUUUUCUGAACUUUGCUGUAUUUGUUUAAUGAUCAUUGACUGCAUCCCUCUCAUCAGGUUAAUGCUGACUGAGAUGCAAUAAUACCUUUAGAUUUACAUAAUGAAUCUUGUUUGGAAUUAAAUUGGGUGGUGAAAUUUCAGGUGUAAGUUUCUUAAGGAUUAAAAAAAGGUAGAAGGAACUGGCACCUCUAAUCCUGGGUUCAGUUUUGGGCACCUCUCUACAAGAAAGACAUUGAGGGGCUGGAGCGCGUCCGGAGAAGGGGAACAGAGCUGGGGAAGGGACUGGAGAAUUAGUCUUAUGAGAGGCAGCUGAGGGAACUUGGGUUGUUUAGCCUGGAGAAAAGGAGGCUGAGGGUAGAUCUCAUCGCUGUCUACAGCUCCCUGAAAGGAGGUUGUAGCGAAGUGGUUGCUGGUCUCUUCUCCCAAGUGACAGGCGAUAGGAUGAGAGGAGAUGGCCUCAAGUUGCGGCCAGGGAAGGUUCAGAGUGGAUAUCAGGAAAAAUUCCUUCACCGAAGGCAUUCUCAGCACUGGCAGAUGCUGCCCAGGGAAGUGGUGGAGUCGCCAUCCCCAGGGGGAUUUAGAAGAUGGGCAGACAAGGUGCUCAGGGGUAUGGUUUAGUAGCGGACAGGUAUGGUUAGAGUUGGAAGAUGUCAAAAGUCUUUUCCAACCGAGCUGUUCUGUGGAGAUGCAGGAAGAUGUAUAUCUGGAAAUCCAUUCUAACUUUUCCCAAGGACAGACAAAAAGUCUCUGAACAAAACCAUAACUCCACAAAACAGUCUGGUGAAAAGUAUUUAAACUUCUUGGAGAGUUCUGGACACUCCCCUCUUAUCUCAAAACCAAAUACCUUCAGAGGAAUGCACAGCCCUGAGCAACUUUCCUUCCAAACAAAGCACAGGUGGGAGCCUGGUGUGUUAAUGUGGUCUCCUCUUAGUGCCAGCUUGUUAAAAGUAACUGGAGCGGCAGGAGAAUCAGCACUGCAGGCUCCAGCCCAGCCUGUUGCUCUUCUGCAUGCUGGCUCCCAAGAUGGGUUUAGAUUUUUGUCUGUUUUCACUGAAUCGCAGGAUGGUUUCGCUUGGAAAAGACCUUUAAGAUCAUCGAGUCCAAUCGUUUAUCCAGCCCUGCUAAGUCCACCACCAAAUCAUGUCCCCAAGUAUGACAUCUACUCAUCUUUUAAACCCCUCCAGGGAUGGUGACUCAAACAGCCUCUUCUGAUGCUUGAAAACCCUUUCAGUAAAGAAAUUCCUUCUAAUAUACAAUCUAAAUCUCUCCUGGCACAUCUUGAGGCCAUUUCCCCUUGUCCAGUCGCUGGCCACCAGGGAGAAGAGACCAGCAUCCACCUCGCUACAACUUCCUUUUAGGUAUGUAGUGUUUUUAGGUAGAUGUUUUGGUGGAAUUGUAAUCAUUAUGUAAAUUGGACAGGAUGUGCAAGGAACCGUAACGUGCAGUCCUUGCACUUACUGGCCCUCUGCAUCUUCACCAUGCUUGGGCAAAAUCCACUCGGAACGCUUACACAAGUGCAGCGUUAGCAGUUGUAGGGGAGCACCUGGCUGUGCCUGGGAGCUGAGUUGGGCUUCAUCCACAGCUGUUGGUUCUGGAGGCCAGUUCGAAGCUCUGGAUGUAGCAGGGCUUUGCUGGAGGCAGAAAUCCAGCCUCUGCUUUGGCGCUGCCCUCUCCCAUGUGUAAACUAGAGAAACGUUCCUGCUUGUGCAACUCUGAGCCAACUGGAAACCAGUGGAGCGCUUCUCUCCCAGUACCAGGAUGCUGCAGUUUAAAGGAAUCGUUGGUUUCGUAGGAGAUUGCUGCUCGUGGGAUGAUUUACUGACAAUGCUAAACUCAUCGCUGGCCCGCUUUGCAGUCCAGCCUGUGCUGUGCUGUCAGCACUGCUCUGAAAGUACUUUUUAUGUGUUGGCGUGGGCAGCUUGGCUGUUAAAGCCCCCAAAAAUUGGAGGCUGAGGUUUGUGGGUUGUUUUCCAGCCAGCAGGUGUCCACGCGUGUACUCUCAUUUCCCCUGUAACACUGAAGGGACUGGUGUGACAUCCUGUCCUGUCUGCAGCCUUCACGUGCUUAGAAAGUUUCCCAAGCUCUGGAAUGAACCUCUUUUAGUUGUUAGGGUCUUGCCAAACUUUCUCACUAUGUGCAAAGGCUGGAAAAGCUUGAGAAAGUUCCCCUUGCUGCAUCCUUUUCUUGAGGAGAUUUAACUCUUUACCAUCCUCUUUCUAAAGACUAUUCCAAUUUGCUCCUGCCAUUCAUCAGUGGGUCAGGGACUUUGGAGCGAGUCUGGUGUUGCUCAGAUUUUGGGUGCAAUCAGUGCUGUUGUGGAGCUACAAGAGCCACUUACCUGCCAAGUCUCUGCCAGGUGUAAACUCAAUCAUCUGCUCUUCCCUGGAGUCCCCAAAGACUCUGUUUCGUGUUCAGCUCCCAGCCACGCAUUGUCUUUGCUCUUCUGCUCCCUGAAAGAGUUGUUCUGUUUCACAUUAAAUAAGCUACCAGCUCCCUUCCUUUGUUGUCCCUAAUUGAUAGCUGGUAUCUGGUGCUACCACACGCAAUCCCUGCUAAACUGAUGUCUUCAGCUGGGUCUUUUGUGUCCCCAUUCUCAUGGGAGAGUGUGAUCUUUUCAAAUUAAAUGUGGACAGUCUCAGCUUGUCUUCUCAUAAGCCAGUAUGUUCAUCUUCCCAUGGCAACUGCACUUGUCUGGAAGUGGCUGGAGCCGAUGGAAGAAAUGUCUGGUGGGAGGACGGGAGAAACCAGCCUCCUCUGUGCUGUCCGUGUUGGGGCACUUCUUUUUCCCCAAGCAAUUUGAGGACGCUUUGUCCUUCAGAGGAGGAUUGUGGGUGGCCCUGGUGGGUACCGGCAGCCCCGUACCCUUGUGUUAACGCAUCCCUGAAUCCAGCGCGGGCUUGGCUGUAGCAUGGUGAGCUGCCUGCAGCAGAUGAGGCAGAGUCGGGAUGAAAGGUCAGUUACUGCAGGGGAUUAUUUUUUUUUCCUCCCUCUGCCUCAUUUUUCAUGCUGUGCUUCUGACUCUUUGUUUCAAAUGGAUGUGUUUUAGCUUGGAGUCCUCUGGGUGAAUCUACACAUGCUCCUGUGUCUCAGCCUUCCAUGAAGUGCGUUUUCUUUGUGCAGAUGCUUUCCAAUCCAUUUCCAGCCAGGGUUGUUUUUCUCUCUGUGGAGUGGGUGUGUGACAGACCUGAGGCAGCACCUGCAGAUGCCCGAGGGAGGAGGGAAUAUCUCACACCGGACCCUCAAAACCGGUGUUAGUGCUGGGUUCAGACCUUUAGCACCCAUGACUGGCUCUGUGCUGCACUUGGUUGUGUUGGAGCAAGUGGAAAUACUUGGCCUACACCGAUCAUCCUGAUUUGGAAAGGUGUCUCAUGUACCUGUGACUGAUUUCUGCUGUUCCCUUCCCCUAAUCAUGCGUUCCUUUUCUCUCCCUUGGCUUAGCUUCUGGGAUGGCUGUGGAUGUUGGCAGCAGCCAGCGGAGGAAGGUGGAUUCCCCAGGGCCUUGUGCUGCUUGUGACUGGCAUAACUAUGCCCUUGGGCUCGCUGCUGCUCUCUGCUUCCUCCUGGGAUGAGUGCAUGGCACCAAGCCCUGCCGAGGCAGGGGUGACCUACAACAAGCCUCGCCCAGUAAAACUCUCUUCAAGGGUGGCCUUGAGGUUAUUCGGGACAAUCUUGGCAAAGAAAAUAAGUGGAGCUGUUAGCUUUGGAGCUCCAGGCUUCUCCCAUUACGCUCCCUUCCGUAGUGGAAUGUAAAACACAUUUGUGUUAUGUUUGGGACUGUCACUUGACUGCUGUUCCUCUCCCAUUGUGCUGCUGCCCAAACCCUGUGCACAGUGGUGCUCCGAGCAAGCCGUUGUUCAACCACUUCCAAUUAGAGGUGAUGAUGGGAUGAAUAUUUUUGUGUCUGCCUUACCAAGACACCUUUUCCUGGUAUAGUGGUGCCUUAAAGUGUGCCCUCUGCUUCUCCCACCUGUAGGCACAGGCUCAGCGGCCUUGUUACCACUGCUGACAGGGAGUUCAGCCCUCUGCAGGUGGCAGUCAGGGUGGGAGGCGGUGUCGUGGCUGUGGCUCAUUGCUUGUGCUCUGCUUUGAGAGCUCGCUUUGCCCUCAGCUGCGAUGCUGCUGUGCCAUCCCAACUGCCAGUUGUGUUUUUAUCAACCCAGAAUGACUCCAAUCUAAAGGAACGCAUCCUGUAACAAUAAAGCUUGUGUAGGGAAAGGAACCGAGCUACGGCUUGGGGCUAAAAAUGCCUUCUCUGGAGCAGUAGCCGUUGUACCUGUGUCACGGGCAUCUGGCUGUGUGGUUAAGUUAUGGGGGAGAAGUUCAAUUAUCGGGAGGAAUAGGGUGCUGGUUUGCAGCAACUUGGGAAAGGUUCUGCCCAGUCUUACAAGUGCACUGGUUCCAGAGCAGUGAGCACACGUGGAUCGCCUGGGAAGGUGUAGCUUGCUUAAAGCACGAGUGCUUAACAGAUGGCUGAGUCACAGAAGCAGGCUUUGUUUGCUGGCCCAUCUCUGCUUCAUGAAACCCUCUUGUGCUUCUUUCCUUACGUCCUCUAUAUGUCCUUGCGUAGAAUGGAAGUUCCCAAGAGCUGUUUACGCAGGAUGGUCUCUUUGGUACUGAUGUGACCAUGGGUGGGAUCAUUGGAUCCUCCUUGGAGGCUGCUGUUGCUGGGAUGGAUGGAGAGCCAGAACCCUUCUUGAUCUGAGUAGCCUUGAAGUGCUUUAUAUUAAGCAUGUGAAUAGUAAAACUACUGUUCUUAUGGCCCCUUAACCUGCCUGCUGCUUCCCUUUACUUCCCAGAACCAAGGGGCAUUAGCGAAAACACCUCAGUUUUGAAUGACUGUAAUUUCUUUUUCAAAGCAUCUUCCUAAAAUACACCUAAAAAAACCUUCCAUCUUGUUCUGAGGCUUGAUCCAUGGGGUGAUUUUUUAGCUCUUCAUGGAAUUAGAAAUGCAAGAUGUGCUGGGAUGAGAUUUUGAUGUUUGUGUGUGCACAGAAGAUGACUGUGCUGGCUGGUGCCUUCUGAGCUGCUUGUGUUUCUGUCACUGGGACCCCAUGGCUGGUGCUGGCUGCCCAGCCUGCCUCCCACUCUGGCUGCAGGGUGAUGGUCCACGGGCCGGUGGGCUCCCUGGCACAUGGAGGGCUCAGCUGGCUCCCAGAACUGUGGUCAGCCUUUCUCCUCCUGCUCCUCCCUGGAGGGGGGUGAAGCAGCGGGCAGAGCGGGGCUGGCAGCUGGGCUGUGUGUGCUGCCAGCACAGGCAGCUCAGAUCCUCUUCCCCAGUACCACUUUCUAAUUAAACUUAUACAAAUGGCUACUCUGUUAUUAAUUAGUCUUUAUCUGCUUUGGGAUGCUCUGCCCGAUGCAGUUCUGGGGAAAGUGUAUCAUGGGACUGAUCUCGGGGAGAUCCCUGCUUGGUACUUCCCUCAGAUGCCUCUAAAUUGAGGGUUUAGAUCCCUGACAAAGUUCCUUACGAGCCUUUCUCCAACACCAGAUGUUUUUAUCCUGCAUCUCAUUAGCUUGUGAGCUCUUUGUAGCUGUUGCUUCAGAGUGUUAUAGAAACCCAGCCCGAGGGGCCCGGCGCCACCCCUGGACUCUGUGUGGGGGCAGAGGGUGGGAGGCUGUGUGAGCAGGGAGUGUGCAGUCUGCUCAGAGGUUGUGCUAAGAGUUGCUGCUUGCAAAAUGAGACUUUCCUCAUCCCAGCUCCCCUCCAGGGAGGCUGCAAGAACCUCUGACCUGCGUUUCUUGGGCUUUCCUGCAUGGAGGGCCCGUGUUCAUUAGCGCUGCAGCACGUCCGCACAUGGUGCCCGGCAGUCUGUGGGCUGAUGGGGACGUGAGGAUGCAGGGCUGGUGCUCACACCCAGCCGGGCUGCUUUAGAAACCCACUUUUUUGGCCAAAAGGCUUCAUCCUUCCAACCUCACUAAUAAAGAAUCACCUUAAAUAACGGAGUAAUCUUUGACCAUGGAGGGAUGGCAAGGAAUUCUUGUGAAUUGACUUGGUGGGUACCAGGCUUGGCUUUCCAUUUUGCUACCCCCGGCUCUGAGAGCUGCCCGGUGUGCACUGCCCGGUGCAGCCAUGGACCAACAGCGGUGGUUCAAUCCUCCUUGCUUGAGCAGAAGCUGAACGCACUAUCUGUGUUGGAACAGGCUUGUCCCUGUUACUACUUGUGAGGUGCUCAUUGCAGAAAGCUUUUCAUUUAUUCUCUUUGAUUUGCUAGGAGAAAAAGAAGAAAAAGAAGCACAAGAAUAAGCAGUCCUCAGAGUCAGACUCAGACAGCUCGGACUCAGACAGUGAUGGGACCCAGCCGGCAAGCAAGAAGACCAAGCAUUCGGAGAAGCCCAGCAAGGCUCAGAAGAAGAA